Molecule: messenger RNA, 1140 nt
Organism: Euleptes europaea (tarantolino)
Lineage: Eukaryota; Metazoa; Chordata; Lepidosauria; Squamata; Sphaerodactylidae
Product: solute carrier family 15 member 2-like
Exons: 10
Biological process (GO): transmembrane transport
Cellular component (GO): membrane
Molecular function (GO): dipeptide transmembrane transporter activity
Source: RefSeq, a predicted model, not a curated record
UUUUUAAAUCCUCUCUUUAUCCUUGUCCUCAUCCCAGUUUUUGACUUGGGGCUUUACCCUCUGAUAAACCUGUGCAAAUUUAAUUUCACGCCCAUUAAAAAGAUGGCAACUGGCAUGAUCCUUGCGGGCCUGGCAUUUGCAGCUGCAGCUGUUGUAGAACUCAAGAUAGAGGAAAAUGCUCUGCCUGAUCCAGUUCCAAAAGAAAGUUAUGUUCAAGUUGUGAAUUUGGCAGACAGCAAUAUAGAAGUGGCGGUUCCACAUCAUGACCUAUUUCAAAUGUCAAUUGAGCCUUUUCAGGACCCUGAUGCCUACUCAAAAUUAAUUUUGACUGGUGCCCAACAAAGACUUCCUUUUAGGACAGAGUAUCAAGGAUCUUCUUUCACGUUUAACUAUACUGUCCAGGAAAAGUCGCUGUACAGCUUAAUUGUCUACAAGGCAGAAGGAAACCUAACAAGCUGUUUAAUUAAAGACAUGGGGGGAAAGCCAUCAGAAGGAACGGCAGCAAUAAGAUUCAUUAAUACUUUGGCUCAAGAUGUCAACAUCACUCUUGGCAAAGAAGAGUUUGUCAAAAGUUACAGUGCUUCAGACUACAGGAUAGUGGAGAGAGGAAGAUACAAUAACGUGAAAUGCCAAACUGAAGCAGAAGAAUCCAUCCUGCACUUAGGCCUGCUUGAUUUUGGAGCUUCGUACACUGUUGUUAUAACAAGAAAUACUUCAGCAAAUUUGCUUGAAGCGUGGAAGAUAGAAGACAUCCCAGCCAAUAAUAUUCAUAUGGCUUGGCAGAUUCCACAAUACCUAUUAAUAUCAGCUGGGGAAGUGAUGUUCUCCAUUACAGGACUUUCGUUCUCGUAUUCGCAGGCUCCUGUCAGCAUGAAGUCAGUGCUGCAAGCAGGCUGGCUAUUAACUGUAGCCUUCGGGAAUGUUAUUGUGCUUAUUAUUGCCCAGGCUGCACCGAUGAAACAGUGGGCUGAGUUUUUCUUAUUUGCUGCACUCCUCUUUGUUGUGUGUGUCAUCUUCUCCAUCAUGGGAUACUUUUACCAUAGCAUCAACCCAGAAGAACUCAUUGAUAAAGAUAACAAGCAAGAUACAGCAAGCAAUAAAAACAUGAUUGGCCUUGUUGCCAAAAAAGCAGAGCUGUAA